AUGCCCGCGACCGUAAGGAUGAGCAAUGAAGAGGUCACUGGAGUUCAGAGGCGGUAGUUAUCAGUUGCGUCAGAGAGCUGGUGAGGACUAUAUAGAGUGGCGCCAGCAAACAGCAGUUAGACAAAGACAAGUUUUACUUCUGAAAACUGAGAAAACAGAUCCGUACUGUGAAGAAAUGAGGCUGCCAAUCGCCAUCGCUGUGCUCGUUUUGGCUGUGAUUGCCAACUCAGAAGCAGAGGAGCCCACACUGGAGGAGCAGUUCACUACUUUUCAGAACCAGAUGAAAGAAUUCGCUGAUAAUGUUGCAGAAAAGACUAAGUCCACCCUGGACCAGAUCCAUCAGAGUGAAUUCGCUGCCAAGACCAGGAGCUGGUUCUCUGAGCAGUUGGACAAGAUGAAGCAGAAGAUAGACGAGACCUUCCAGCAGAAAUAGGCUGUUUAUUUGACGAUGCAUCUGUUCCCUACCUGUUCUCCCUGUUUUCUAUGCUGCCCCAUUUCCCCUGCUGCUGUGGUGACUUGGCUAGGUGUGCCCUGACCGAAAGCCCUGCUCAAAUUUAUUCUGUUUCAGUCCUUUUGUUGUUUAAAAUUACUCAUCACCUGCCAGACUAAAACAAUGCUGAAAUGUUAAUACAUGCAAAAAAAUAAAAACUGAAACAAAAAGCUA
Molecule: messenger RNA, 664 nt
Organism: Brienomyrus brachyistius
Lineage: Eukaryota; Metazoa; Chordata; Actinopteri; Osteoglossiformes; Mormyridae
Product: apolipoprotein C-I-like
Exons: 4
Coding region: 26-433 (135 amino acids)
Biological process (GO): negative regulation of lipid catabolic process; negative regulation of lipoprotein lipase activity; triglyceride metabolic process
Cellular component (GO): extracellular region; high-density lipoprotein particle; very-low-density lipoprotein particle
Molecular function (GO): phospholipase inhibitor activity; fatty acid binding
Source: RefSeq, a predicted model, not a curated record